AUGACCGGCGUCGCCGCGAUCGUCUUUCUCCUGCAGCUCUUACCCAAGGCGGAGGGACAGGUCUUCGCAGGUGGCUGUUCAUUUGAUGAGCACUACAGUAAUUGUGGUUAUAGUGUGGCCUUGGGAACCAAUGGAUUUACCUGGGAGCAGAUCAAUACCUGGGAAAAGCCAACAAUGGAUCCUGCUGUCCCAACUGGCUCCUUCAUGAUGGUGAACAGCUCUGGGCGGGCCUCUGGGCAGAAAGCUCACUUGCUGUUGCCUACGCUGAAGGAGAACGACACGCAUUGCAUCGACUUCCACUAUUACUUAUCCAGCAGAGACCGUUCCAGUCCCGGCUCUCUGAACGUCUACGUGAAGGUGAACGGGGGACCGCAGGGCAACCCCAUCUGGAACGUCUCGGGGGUUGUGACAGAAGGAUGGGUGAAAGCAGAACUUGCUAUCAGUACAUUCUGGCCACAUUUUUAUCAGGUGAUAUUUGAAUCUGUCUCUUUGAAAGGCCAUCCAGGGUACAUAGCUGUGGAUGAAGUCAGAGUUCUCGCCCAUCCAUGCAGAAAAGCACCUCAUUUCCUACGGCUUCAGAACGUGGAGGUUAACGUGGGGCAGAAUGCGACAUUCCAGUGCAUUGCUGGGGGAAAGUGGUCUCAGCAUGACAAACUGUGGCUCCAGCAGUGGAAUGGAAGGGACACAGCAUUAAUGGUCACCCGAGUGGUCAACCACAGGCGCUUCUCUGCGACUGUCAGUGUGGCUGACACCUCUCAGCGCAGCAUCAGCAAGUACCGCUGUGUCAUUCGUUCCGAUGGUGGAUCUGGAGUUUCCAAUUAUGCAGAGUUAAUAGUCAAAGAACCCCCAACUCCCAUCGCUCCUCCCGAGCUGCUGGCUGUCGGAGCCACGUACCUGUGGAUCAAACCCAACGCCAACUCCAUCAUUGGAGAUGGACCCAUCAUACUGAAAGAGGUGGAGUAUCGGACAACCACCGGGAACUGGGCAGAAACACACAUUGUUGACUCUCCUAAUUAUAAACUGUGGCAUCUGGAUCCUGAUGUGGAGUAUGAGAUCAGAGUGCUGCUCACUCGCCCCGGAGAAGGAGGCACUGGGCCCCCUGGACCACCACUCACCACAAGAACAAAAUGUGCAGAUCCUGUCCAUGGGCCACAAAACGUAGAAGUUGUUGAUAUCCGCUCCCGGCAGCUGACGCUGCAGUGGGAACCCUUUGGUUACGCCGUCACCCGCUGCCACAGCUACAAUCUCACAGUCCAGUACCAGUAUGUGUUUAACCAGCAAAAAUUUGAGGCAGAGGAACUCAUCCAGACAUCCUCCCACUACACCUUGCGAGGUCUUCGGCCCUUCAUGACCAUCAGACUGAGGUUAGCCCUCUCUAAUCCAGAGGGCAAAAUGGAAAGUGAGGAGUUGGUUGUGCAGACAGAGGAGGAUGUUCCUGGACCCGUUCCCUUGGAAUCCAUCCAGGGAGGACCUUUUGAAGAGAAGAUCUAUGUUCAGUGGAAGCCUCCAAAUGAGACAAAUGGCAUCAUUACACUCUAUGAGAUUACAUACAAGGCCGUUGGGUCUCUGGAUCCCAGUGCUGACCUGUCCAGCCAAAGAGGGAAAGUCUUCAAACUAAGGAAUGAAACCCAUCACCUCUUUGUAGGAUUAUACCCAGGGACUACGUAUUCAUUCACCAUCAAAGCCAGCACAGUCAAGGGCUUUGGGCCACCCAUCACAACACGGAUUGCAACUAAGAUUUCAGCACCAUCGAUGCCAGAAUACGACACGGACUCCCCACUGAAUGAGACUGACACCACCAUCACUGUGAUGCUGAAGCCAGCUCAGUCCCGGGGAGCGCCUGUCAGUGUCUAUCAACUUGUUGUCAAGGAGGAGAAGCUGCAGAAAGCACGGAGAGCUGCAGACAUCAUUGAAUGCUUCUCUGUCCCAGUGAGCUACAAGAACGCUUCCAGUCUGGACUCCCCACACUACUUUGCAGCUGAGCUGAAGCCCAUCAACCUGCCUGUCACACAGCCAUUCACAGUGGGCGAUAACAAAACCUACAACGGCUACUGGAAUGCCCCACUUUCUCCCUUGAAAAGCUACAGCAUAUACUUCCAGGCUCUUAGCAAGGCAAAUGGAGAAACAAAAAUCAACUGUGUCCGGCUGGCAACAAAAGCAGUAAUAGGUAGGCAACAGGUGACCACGCGAAACCCACCCAGCCUCUUGAGCACAGGAGCUUCCACACAGAAUUCUAAUGCAGUGGAACCAGAAAAACAAGUUGACAGCACGGUGAAAAUGGCUGGAGUUAUAGCUGGUCUUCUGAUGUUUGUUAUUAUCCUCUUGGGAGCAAUGCUUACCAUCAAGAGAAGAAGAAAUGCAUAUUCCUACUCCUAUUACUUGCAUUCAAGCCAAUGUUUUAGGGGCCUCUCUGUCUUCUACAGGACCAGGAAGCUAGCCAAGAAGCAGAAGGAGACUCAGACCAGCACGCAGAGGGAGAUGGGUCCUGUGGCUACUUCUGACAAGACCUCUACCAAACUCAGUGCUGUUCACAAUGAAGAAGCUUUUUCUUCCAGCUGCCAAGAUGUUAAUGGAUUCACAUCACCCUCUCCUUGUUCAUUUUCUGUCCAAAGCAAAACCCUUCAGAGCAAAUCUUUGUUGAAUUCCUACUACUCAGUAUCAUCAGACACUGUUCCAUCGACCACGCUGUUAGACAGUAGCCAUGGAGAGAUGACCCAGCCAACCCUGACUAUCCAGACCCACCCGUACCGGAGCUGCGAGCCGGUGGAAAUGUCCUACCCCCGGGGGCAGUUCCAGCCAGCCAUCCGAGUGGCCGACCUGCUGCAGCACAUCACCCAGAUGAAGCGAGGACAGGGCUAUGGAUUUAAAGAGGAGUAUGAGGCACUACCCGAGGGGCAGACGGCGUCCUGGGAUACAGCCAAAGAAGAUGAGAACCGCAAUAAGAACAGAUACGGGAACAUAAUCUCCUAUGAUCAUUCAAGAGUGAGAUUGCAGCUGCUGGAUGGAGACCCUCACUCUGACUACAUAAACGCCAAUUACAUAGACGGAUACCACAGGCCUCGCCAUUACAUUGCAACUCAAGGGCCGAUGCAAGAGACAGUGAAGGAUUUCUGGAGAAUGAUUUGGCAAGAAAACUCUGCAAGUGUUGUCAUGGUCACCAAUUUGGUGGAAGUGGGCAGGGUGAAGUGUGUUCGGUACUGGCCAGAUGACACAGAGGUCUAUGGAGAUAUUAAGGUCACGUUAAUCGAGACAGAACCGUUGGCAGAGUAUGUCAUCCGCACAUUUACUGUACAAAAGAAAGGCUACCAUGAGAUCCGAGAGAUUCGGCAGUUCCACUUCACCAGCUGGCCGGACCACGGGGUUCCUUGCUACGCCACGGGCCUCCUGGGCUUUGUUCGACAAGUGAAGUUUCUCAAUCCCCCCGAAGCAGGACCCAUCGUUGUGCACUGCAGUGCUGGGGCCGGGAGAACAGGGUGUUUCAUUGCCAUCGACAUCAUGCUUGACAUGGCAGAGAACGAAGGCGUGGUGGAUAUAUUCAACUGCGUGCGAGAGCUGCGGUCCCAGAGGGUCAAUCUGGUGCAGACAGAGGAGCAGUAUGUGUUUGUCCAUGAUGCCAUUUUGGAGGCAUGUCUCUGCGGCAACACGGCCAUUCCAGUCUGUGAGUUCAGAUCCAUAUAUUACAACAUCAGCAGACUAGAUCCACAGACCAAUUCCAGCCAGAUAAAAGAUGAGUUUCAGACUCUCAAUAUUGUGACCCCACGUGUUCGGCCAGAAGAUUGCAGCAUCGGUCUUUUGCCAAGGAACCACGACAAGAACCGCUGCAUGGAUGUGCUGCCCCUGGACCGGUGCCUGCCUUUCCUCAUCUCCGUGGAUGGCGAAUCCAGUAACUACAUCAAUGCUGCACUCAUGGAUAGCCACAAGCAACCUGCUGCCUUUAUCGUAACCCAACACCCUUUGCCCAACACCGUAGCAGACUUCUGGAGGCUGGUGUUUGAUUAUAACUGCUCCUCUGUUGUGAUGCUGAAUGAGAUGGAUGCAGCACAACUCUGCAUGCAAUACUGGCCAGAGAAGACGUCCUGUUGCUACGGCCCAAUUCAAGUCGAGUUUGUUUCAGCAGACAUCGAUGAAGAUAUCAUCAACCGGAUAUUCCGGAUCUGCAACAUGGCCAGGCCUCAGGACGGGUAUCGCAUCGUGCAGCACCUGCAGUACAUCGGCUGGCCAGCCUACAGGGACACCCCUCCUUCCAAACGCUCCCUCCUGAAGGUGGUCAGACGGUUGGAGAAGUGGCAGGAACAGUACGAUGGGAGAGAUGGACGGACUGUUGUCCACUGCCUGAACGGUGGCGGCCGCAGCGGCACCUUCUGUGCCAUCUGCAGCGUGUGUGAGAUGAUUCAGCAGCAAAACAUCAUCGACGUGUUCCACAUAGUGAAAACCUUACGGAAUAACAAAUCCAACAUGGUGGAGUCACUGGAACAGUAUAAAUUUGUAUACGAGGUUGCACUGGAAUACUUGAGUUCCUUCUAG
This is a messenger RNA of Colius striatus (speckled mousebird), 4524 nucleotides long. It is a transcript of the gene PTPRT, whose product is annotated as protein tyrosine phosphatase receptor type T. Gene Ontology annotation, cellular component: membrane. The transcript has 35 exons. Gene Ontology annotation, molecular function: protein binding; protein tyrosine phosphatase activity. Gene Ontology annotation, biological process: protein dephosphorylation. The record is from RefSeq and is a predicted model, not a curated record. NCBI's taxonomy places the organism in Eukaryota, Metazoa, Chordata, Aves, Coliiformes, Coliidae. The coding region runs from base 1 to 4524 and encodes 1507 amino acids.